Molecule: messenger RNA, 1137 nt
Organism: Apis dorsata (giant honeybee)
Lineage: Eukaryota; Metazoa; Arthropoda; Insecta; Hymenoptera; Apidae
Gene: wkd
Product: TBC1 domain family member 10A-like
Exons: 6
Coding region: 55-1137 (360 amino acids)
Source: RefSeq, a predicted model, not a curated record
CCAACUUUUUUUCUUUUUUUGUAUUGUUUUGAUAUUCACAAUUAGAAAAAUGCUAUGGCGUCCUCAGGAUCACAUAAUGGGGAUGCAGAAACUGAAAGUGAUAAGUUUGAAGGAUCUAAAAUUGAUCGACAUGGUUUUCUUCAAGAUUCCAAUUGUAGCUCUGAUAGCCUCAGUAAACAAGGUUUACCACCAGAGGUAAUGCUAAGAAGAGAACGAAAAUGGAUACAAAUGUUAAAUAAUUGGAGCUAUUUUAUGAAUACAAAUUAUCGUAAAGUCAGAGAAAGAUGCAGAAAGGGUAUUCCACCUUCAGUAAGGCUUCGUGCAUGGCUAAAUCUUUGUGGAGGUCAAUUGUUAAUGGAUACAAAUCCAAAUUUAUUUGAAGAAUUGGUGGAACGAUCUGGUGAUCCAAAAUAUAUAGAUGAUAUUAAGAAGGAUCUUCAUCGCCAAUUUCCACAUCAUAUAAUGUUUAUUGGAGAAGCUCCUGGGCAAGAAGAAUUAUUUAAAGUAUUGAAAGCUUAUUCUAUUUUAAAUAGUAAAGUUGGUUAUUGUCAAGCCCAAGCACCUAUUGCAGCAUUUUUAUUAAUGCAUAUGCCAGCAGUACAAGCAUUUUGGUGCCUUGUUGCAAUAUGUGACAAGUAUUUGAUUGGGUAUUAUAGUCAAGGAAUGGAAACAUUGUUACGAGAUGGAGAUAUUUUAUUUGCUCUUCUAAAAAGAGUAUCUCCUAUUGCUUACAAACAUCUGAAGAAACAAAAAAUGGAACCAAUUUUAUAUAUGACUGAAUGGUUCUUAUGUGUUUAUACACGAACACUACCUUGGGAAAGUAUUUUACGAGUAUGGGAUAUGUUCCUUUGUGAAGGUGUUAAAAUUAUCUUUAAAGUUGGACUAGUUUUAUUAAAAGGCAGCUUAGGUCGUACAUCUCUUACUAAACGUUGUCCAACAGUUUAUGAAACUCUUCAAGUAUUAAGAAAUCCUCCUCAACAUAUUAUGGAAGAAGAAGCUUUAGUUCAUCAGAUUCGAAAAUUAAAUAUAACUGAAGAAGAUUUUGAAUACGAACAUCAACGUCAAGUAAUGUUAAAGCGGAAAGCAACAGAACAAACAUCUCUUUCUACUGUUAAUCCUCAAUGUUGUUUUUGUUAA